AGUCACAUUCUUGGAGUAUGGAGCCACUUUAACAAAAGUGUGGACGCACCGCUCAACUCUUUAGCUCGUGCAUGAGAUAAUCAGCACAUGCGAGCUCGUUCAACCUCCCGGGUGAGCACCGAGCGAGAAGCCCUGGGACGCUUUCUCCUCGGGAUUUGUGCGGCUCGGCUCGGGAGUUGGGGGGAACCGUAAAACAUCCCCGUCCGAAAGGGGAACGAGGAGAGGGAGACGCGAGACAGGGAGGACACGAGCGGAAGGGAGGCGGAAAUCACUGAAAAGCAAAGCUGUGUACACACGUAACGCUAUUUUUGGGCGUGCGUAAAGGCGCAAAACAAAGUAACGUUAACCGGAUAAAUGUAAACAUUGAUAUGUAUUUUCCCCUGGACAUGUUUCCGCUCCGGGAGAACGUUGUUUAGACUGUGUUGUGGGAAGAGGGUGAUCCUGGCGCUGUAGAAAGACUGCUCUGUGUAUUAUCUCCUCUUCAUUGUUUGCGCUGGAAAUUACGGGAAGUUCUGGUUUUCUACGUUUAACUUUAGAGGAAACGUAAAAUGCAAAUGCGGUAGGUGACUCCAGGCUUUGGUUCAUCAACUAAACAGACUUGAAACGCCGUUUUCCACCCCUCCACAUUGUAUAGCUGGGCUGUGCUGGUCCACCGAAAUGUGAGACAGCAGUGGAGUCGACACUUGACAAACCGCUACAUCCAGCUGUUAUAUUAGCCACAAUUGUAACCCUUCAUUCACGCCUUUUGGAUAUGCUAAAGAAAGUUUUUAAGAAUGAAGAGAAGAAAAUUCCCAUAGUCCGUCUCUGCUUUCAGGUUACAUCGCUGCCGUCUGCUGAACGGGAUCUGUUGAAACGGUGUUAUUAUUUUAGUCUUAUUAUUCACGCCUUCAUCAUUUCCAUGUUGUGAAGACAGCGGAGCUGCCAUGCGCCCAGGAUGGGGAUUUAGUGUGGUGACCUACUGCGAUUAACUUACAGUUGUGAAAUUGCCUGAUCAUCUUGCUGAUAGUGAAUGAUUAAGAGCCCCGGCGCGGGUAGGGAACCGACAGUAGUGCCUGCGUGCGCGCCGUGAGCCACCGCUUUCAGCCCGCUGUGUGAACCAGUUCGUGGACUCGGUGACUUUGUGAGGAGAGUCUCGGGAGCCGAUAUGGAGGAGUGGAGACAAUGCGGGCGGUGGUUGAUAGACUGCAAGGUCCUGCCCCCGAACCACCGGGUCGUGUGGCCCUCGGCGGCCGUCUUCGACCUGGCACAGGCCCUGCGAGACGGGGUGCUCUUGUGCCAGAUGUUGCACAACCUCUCGCCGGGAUCAGUGGACCUGAAGGAGAUAAAUUUCAGACCCCAGAUGUCACAGUUCCUGUGUUUGAAGAACAUCCGGACGUUUCUCAAGGUGUGCCACGACAAGUUUGGCCUGCGCAACAGUGAGCUGUUUGACCCUUUUGACCUCUUUGACGUCAGGGAUUUUGGCAAGGUAAUCUCCGCUCUGUCAAGGAUCUCCCACCACAGCAUUGCACAAAUCAAAGGCAUCAGGCCCUUUCCAUCAGAGGACACAGCUCUGAAUGAGGAUGAUGUGUACCGGAGCCUUGAAGAGCUGGCAGAUGAGCAUGACGUGGGUGAGGAUGACAUCUACGACUGUGUGCCGUGUGACGACGAUGGGGAUGACAUCUAUGAGGACAUCAUUAAGGUGGAAGUACGACAACCCAUGAAAAUGGGUAUGACAGAAGAUGACAAGAGAAAUUGCUGCUUAGUGGAGAUCCAGGAGACUGAAGCGAAGUACUACAAGACUUUGGAGGAUAUUGAGAAGAAUUACAUGAUCCCAUUGAAGCAAGUCUUGAGUCCACAGGACAUGGAGGCGAUCUUUGUCAAUCUUGAGGAUGUAAUCAGAGUCCACUUUGCCCUCCUGCGAGCCAUUGACCUGAACAUGGUCAGUGGAGGAAGUGGGCUGGGGAAGAUCUUCCUCGACUUCAAGGAAAGGUUGUUGAUCUAUGGUCAGUACUGCAGCCAUAUGGAGAACGCCCAGAAGACACUGGAUGAGUUGAUAGCAACACGAGAGGACAUCAAGAUUAAAGUAGAGGAAUGCACUAUGAAAGUGCAGGAAGGGAAGUUCAAGCUGCAGGAUCUGCUGGUGGUUCCCAUGCAGAGGGUGCUGAAGUAUCAUCUACUACUGAAGGAACUUUUAAGUCACUCAGCUGACCGACCAGAGAGACAACAACUCAAGGAGGCUCUGGAGGCUAUGCAGGACCUGGCCAUGUACAUCAAUGAAGUCAAGAGGGACAAUGAGACGCUGAAGAAAAUCAGCGAAUUCCAAAGUUCAAUAGAAAAUCUUCAGGUGAAACUGGAGGAGUACGGGAGGCCCAAGAUAGACGGAGAGCUGAAGGUGUGCUCCAUCAUCAACCGCACAAAACAGGACCGGUAUAUAUUCCUGUUCGAUAAAGUGGUCAUUGUCUGCAAGAGGAAAGGCUAUAGCUAUGAGCUCAAAGAGAUUAUUGAACUGCAGUCCUAUAAAAUGUCGGACGAUCCAAUGAACAACAGAGACAUGAAAAAGUCAAGUGGAAAAAUGUGGUCUUAUGGUUUCUACCUGAUCCACCUGCAAGGGAAGCAGGGCUUCCAGUUCUUUUGUAAAACUGAGGAGACCAAGAGGAAGUGGAUGGAGCAGUUUGACAUGGCCAUGUCCAACAUCAAGCCAGAGAGAGCCACAGCCAAUCAGCAUAACUUCCAGAUGCACACGUUUGAUAAGAACACCAACUGUCGAGCUUGUAAGAUGCUCCUGAGGGGCAUCUUCUAUCAGGGCUACUACUGCGCACGCUGUGGAACAGGAGCACACAAAGAGUGUCUGGAAGUCAUCACCAUCUGCAAAAUCAAUCCUCAUGACUUGGAACCUGGAAUAUCAUCAGGUCCCAAGAUGGUGGCAGUGAGGAACUACCAUGGCACACCAGCACCUCCGGGAAAGACACCGCUCUCUUUUCAAACAGGAGAUUUUAUCGAGCUGCUGAAAGGAGAUCCUGACACCCCGUGGUGGGAGGGAAAGCUGAUACAAACACAAAAGAGUGGCUUCUUCCCCAGUUCAUGUGUAAAGCCUUAUCUGGACCCAAAGCCCUUCCAGUCAUUAUCGAGCCGGCAGUCCUCAAGGGAAGCAGACUACUAUGGAUAUCCAUGGUUUGCAGGGAACAUGGAACGCCAGCAAGCUGACAACCUUUUAAAAUCCCACAGCAGUGGGACCUACCUUAUCAGAGAGAGGACAGCGGAGGCAGAGAGGUUCGCCAUCAGCAUCAAAUUCAAUGAUGAAGUAAAACACAUCAAAGUCAUUGAAAAAGACAGCUGGAUUCACAUCACUGAGGCCAAGAAGUUUGAGAGUCUUUUGGAGCUGGUGGAGUACUAUCAGUCCCAUUCACUGAAAGAAAGCUUUAAGUUGUUAGAUACCACAUUGCGAUACCCCUACAAGUCAAGAGAACGUUCGCUAACGCGGGCCAGCACACGCUCGCCAGCAGCCACCUGCGCCUCCUACAACUUCUCCUUCCUCAGUCCGCAGGGCCUCAACUUCUCCUCCUCUCAGAGCUCAGCUCCCUUUUGGUCAGUGUUUACUCCUCGGGUGGUCAGUACAGCAGUGGCCAGGUAUAACUUUGCAGCACGAGACAUGCGAGAGCUGUCACUGCGAGAAGGGGAUAUUGUCAAAAUCUACAGCAAGAUCGGUGGAGACCAGGGCUGGUGGAAAGGAGAGGCCAACGGACGAAUUGGAUGGUUUCCCUCAACCUACGUGGAUGAAGAAGGAGUGCAGUAGAGCUUGGAUGUUUGUUGGUCUUGCUCCCUUUAAAUCAGGAACCAUCUUCUAUCUACUGUUCUCAGAGAAAAUUACUCACUCUCUCCAGGAAAAUAACAAGAUAUACAAAACAAGACUGUUUUUUUAUUUGUUUGGUUAUUUUUUGCUGGAUACUCAUUUUUCAGCGAGUGUUUCUACCCCAUUUCUCUAUCUUCAAUUAUGCAUCAGCUUUGCUCAUGUUUGUUUUGUUUGUUUUUUUUGGGGGGGGGGUUGUUUCUGGCAGGAUGUCCUGUUUAAUUUCUGUACAGGAAAGAAGAAAAAACAGGCUUGCUGUCCGUCAGCCUCUGUGCGCUCUGUAGAGGCUUUAUUGAACUGAGGACACGGCAAACAUUGACUGUGGAUAGCUUUACUUUGAAAAAGGCUCCCCUUUGUUGCAGGUCUCUAUGCGAGGUGAAAUAAUUGUACAGUAUAGAUAAUUUAUUGAAUAGAGAUUAUUAUCAUUACUAAUGAUUAUUGUGGGGAAGUUGAUUAAAGUAACAGCAAGGAAUCGGAGGAGGAAAACUAAAAUAAGAAGAAAAAGGACAGAUGCUCUGUUUUCAUGUUGAGAGAUUUUGCCUUAGUUGUCAUGGUGAUGCCUUGUGGGCUGACACCAGUGGAGGGAAUCGACUUUGUUGACUGGUUUUACUUCUCCAUGUAUGCAUGUGCCCAUGUGCGGCCCACACAAACACACACACACACACACACAAAGACCAAUGUACAGUACGGUGCCUUUGAAGAAUGGUCGUUGCUUACUGAACCUCAACAUCAGCCAGUAAAGAACAUUGCCAUCCUAAAAGACAGUUCGUCCACAUCCAGUGGACUUUACUAAAGGAGGGGGGGGGAGGCACUUCUACAACAUACCGGGACGGCUUGCCUUCUGAGCCCUCAAAAACAAGAUGGUGAAGCAUUUAACUUAUCCAAACUGGUGACUGGAUGGACAGUUGGAGGGUUUUUAUAGUCAACAGGAAUCACAUACACAGUUCACAUCAGUCUUGGCGUCAUACGUCUAUGGGUGCAAUCAGCUGGAUGCGAAAGGGAAACAGCAAGACAUUCCACUCGACUGCCACUUCACACUUUUAAAACUCUGUGUUCCUUGUUUUAUUGAUUGAUUUUUUUUUGUUGCACAGAAUCAAGAUUAUUUUUUAAUUGUUGACAACUGGACCAACAGUUGUUGUUGUCAUUUAAAGCCAAAAUCAGCCAUGUUUUAAUGUCUGCAUGGAGUUUGAUGGAUUGCUAUGAUUUUUCGUAACUUGCCUUACUUUUACAGAUGAUCAGGUGAUGGGAAGUUUCUUUUAAUGUUAAUCAUUUUCCAUAUGUGAAAUCCGUUUUGGUGCUGUGCAGACUGGUGAAAACAGUGUCAAAAGAUUUUUAAUCUGAAGGAAAACUUUGUGUGCUAAUUAACAUUAAGCCACAUCAUUUUGUGAUUUUCUAGGGGUGCAGUGCUCAGUGUUUCCAUUUACUACCAGUAAUGCCCUAGUGCCAUAAAUACUUUUACAGAUUUACAGCCAUUAGACUGCAGUGUGUUGGCAUACUGCUUUAAUCAGUUUUCUAUUGAGCGCAUAGAUGUACUGUACCAGACAACUUUCCAAUUCUAGUUACACAGAUAUUCAGAUGUUUAUUGACCCUGCCAGCUCAGCUUUCUAUAAAAGGUUAGUUCAAAUGAUGUUUACAUUUAAUUUGAUGUACAGCAUAUUGACCAUCUCUGUUUAUAUGGCUUUGCCUAUAGCCUUCAUAAAUUCCACCUGCACAUUUUAGUAUUGAGAUAUUGCUUGCAGCUUACACCAAAUUGUCUUUUCUUACGUUUUUUUUUUUCCAGAAAAAGGAAGAAAAAAAAUUUAUUAAGACUGAGGUCUUGCUUCAAAUGGUUAAAAAAUAAAUCAGUUACAUGCGUUACAUUUAGCUGAUGGUGUUCUCCAAAGCGACUUACAAUUGCUAAGUAUUUCAGAGGUCACAUGCCUCUGGAGCAACUAUGGUUUAAGUGUCUUGCUCUAGGAUACAUUGGUGGAUGUGUCACUGUGGGGAAUUGAACCCAGGUCUCUCACACCAAAGGCAUGUGUCUACUGCACCAUCACCACCCCACCCCCAGUUAUCAAAACGAUUUCAACUCACUGUCAGAGCCUUCUUGCACCCCGGGGAGAAGUAAAGUGCAAACACUGAGCACAUCAGCUCUGGCUGGUUCACAAAAACUUAUGGAGCAGAAGAUGCUGAUAUAUUUAGUUUCUAAACUUUUGACUGUCUAUGAUGUGUGUUAUUGCAAAGGCUGAUCGCCCCGAAAUACACAAAGUCCUACCACUGUGUGAGGGAGACCUCCAUGUUGUCUUAAACGAGGGGAAGGGGGGGUUCUAGUCGCUGUUUAUGUAGUGGACAAAAACCCAUUGCAUGUGGCUAUUGAUAUUUCAACUCCUGUCAGUACAUCCUCAAAAAAUAAGUACUUAAUUGUGUAAAUUUUUUGAAUGGUUGAGUAUUCCGAAAUGAGGUCUAUCAUGAAAUAAAUAUUUCUCUUUUGGUUUAAAUAUA
Molecule: messenger RNA, 6307 nt
Organism: Micropterus salmoides (largemouth bass)
Lineage: Eukaryota; Metazoa; Chordata; Actinopteri; Centrarchiformes; Centrarchidae
Gene: vav2
Product: vav 2 guanine nucleotide exchange factor
Exons: 29
Coding region: 1145-3772 (875 amino acids)
Biological process (GO): intracellular signal transduction; cell migration; regulation of GTPase activity
Cellular component (GO): cytoplasm
Molecular function (GO): guanyl-nucleotide exchange factor activity; protein binding
Source: RefSeq, a predicted model, not a curated record